ACAGUUAGAAGUUAGCUAUUGACAUAGGUAAAAUGUACUCUUUUACUCAUGUGUGGUCGCAUUGGAAUAUUUUGUGAAUAUAUUAACUUAAAUUACUAUGGAAUAAAAACUAAAAACAGUAUCUUUAAAGCAUAACAAUGAAGGAACAAGGGGGAUAUUCGAUGAAGCACAUGAUUUUUGCACUUUCAGCUAGCAUGAUCAUCGGCUUCUAUGUAGCACAGUUUAUUUCGAAUAUGAUAAUUUCUGAGAGCAUUCCAUCACACAGUAUUCAGGAACAAAAACGAAACAAUAAUUUUUCGCUAAGGACUUGCACAAAUCCACAUAGUGUCCCCGAUCAUCCAGUCGACAACUCGAUUGUGGCUGAUCAGCUAAAAAAAGAAGUUCGUAUUCUCUGCUGGAUUAUGACCAAUCCCAACAACCACAAGAAUAAAUCCCGUCACAUUAAACGCACUUGGGGAAAACGCUGCAACAUUCUCUUAUUCAUGAGCUCAGAAUAUGACGAUGAACUUCCCACUGUUAAGCUAGACGUCGAAGAAGGCCGAGUAAAUUUAUGGCGUAAAGUGAAGGAGGCAUUCAAGUACGUCUAUAAACAUCACUACAACGAUGCGGAUUGGUUUUACAAAGCAGAUGAUGACACAUAUGCCAUCAUGGAGAAUCUUCGCUAUAUGUUAUAUCCCUACCAUCCAAUGACACCCGUGCACUUUGGCUGUAAGUUUAAAGCUUAUGUUAAACAAGGUUUUAUGGCAGGCGGACCGGGAUAUGUGCUCAGUAAGGAGGCUCUUCGUCGAUUAGUAGUUGAAGGUAUUCCAAAUAAUAAGUUGUGCCGCAAUGAAACCAACGAAUUUGAAGAUGUUGAGAUUGGUAGAUGCCUGGAAAAGCUCAAUGUGAUUGCGGGGGAUUCUAGAGACUGGAAUGGACGUGGACGCAUGUUUCCCUUCAUUCCUGAGCAGCAUUUACUACCUGAUAAGAAUAUGAGUUAUUGGUAUUGGAGCGUCAUUUUCUACCAAACUGAUGAAGGACUUGACUGCUGCUCGGACAAUGCAAUAUCAUUUCACUAUAUCGACCCGAAAAUGAUGUAUGCUUUUGAAUAUCUUAUCUAUCAACUAAGGCCCUAUGGCAUUGUUAGAGAACCGCAUCGUUUACCGGCCAAGCUUAAUGUGGGAGAAUUUCUCCCACCGCCGAUAGAGGAAGUCGCUGACAGUAAUGAGGAUUCUGUGGAUGAUGAUGAUAGAUUAAUGAAGACAAGUACGAGUAGAUCUGCUGUAAUCGAGCCCAAUUCAAGUGAAGUUAAUAUAAGAAAGUUAGGUAAUUAAUAAAACAAUGGAAGCGAGUAUCUUAACAACUAUUGGAGCUUAUCAGAAGAGCGAUGCCAAAUGAAUAACUAAAUGAAUAAGCAUUAAGCCACUGUAUAUUGCUAGGUAUUUU
This is a messenger RNA of Drosophila sulfurigaster albostrigata, 1425 nucleotides long. Its product is annotated as glycoprotein-N-acetylgalactosamine 3-beta-galactosyltransferase 1-like. Gene Ontology annotation, molecular function: N-acetylgalactosaminide beta-1,3-galactosyltransferase activity. The record is from RefSeq and is a predicted model, not a curated record. Gene Ontology annotation, cellular component: membrane. Lineage: Eukaryota; Metazoa; Arthropoda; Insecta; Diptera; Drosophilidae. Bases 138 to 1313 code for a protein of 391 amino acids. The transcript has 3 exons.